AUGUCUUUACCAGUCGCCAUUCAGUCGGCCAUAUUCUACUACCUCGCUUGUACGCCAUGUAACGAGAUGAAGGCCUUCCGGAAGGCCAAGAAAAAGGCCAAGGAAGACCGAGAGAUCAAGAGGAAGAUCGAGAUGGAGCAGCCAGGGCUGUACCGCCAUCCGGAUCCCUUCCACACCAACCCCUUCUGGGCCGAGGAGAUGGCUGCCGGUCCCCACCUACCCAAGAAGUCGGUAGGCAAGAACCCGAGCCAGAGAGGCCUGGCGAGUGCCGGCAGAACGAGCACCGCCGCGAGUUUUGGGCACGCCAGCACCGUCGCCGAGAGCACCAUUCCCGCCACACCGACCACAAGCGCCGAGACUGCCCGGAAGCUCUCUGGCGAUGCUUGGGACAGGGCCCUGUACCAGCGAGAGGACGAGGAGUUGUGGGGCCACAACCUGACCGGGAUGGGCCACAAGCUCAUGGACAACAUCGCCAAGGCAGGAAACACCGCGGGCCGCUACGUCGAGGAGAAGCUGGGACUCGAAAAGCCCGUCACGGACGAGGACCGCGAGAACUUUUACCGUACGCCGAGAAACCCCCCCGUCAACGAAUACCACCCGCCCAUCGUAGGGAGCAAACCCUCUCGCCCGGACGCCCUCAAGUGGAUGUUGCAACCGCCUCCGCCGGCCAAACUUAUGGAGGGUCGCGUUCCCGUUGCUCGCACCGGGAGUACUAGCACUAUCGGGAGCAGGAGGACGAUGGCAUCCGAAGAGCCUCCCCUGGACAGAUUAGUCCGCGAAAAGGCGCUCAGAAAGAGGCUACGACAAGGGGAGAAGCCUCGCCUAGAAGAAACUCCUUCGGAGUCGGAAUUGAUCGACUCGCUUAUCGGCGGACGGUCCCGGAGGACCACCGUUUCGAGCAGGGGCAUGUCCACUCGCAGCCGAAGUCUCUCACUCGAAUCUGAAGUAUCUUCGGACGGCGAACUGGUGGAACGGCGGCGAAUCGCCCGUGCCAGGCGCGUUCCCAUGACCCCCGAGGAGACUUCUUCGGACGAGGACGACUUUGUCCAGCACCGCACCUGGGACUCGCUCGGAAAGUCAAGUCCUCAACGGCGGCCCAAGCUGGAAACGAUUCGUAGCUCUCGUUCCACCACAAGACAGGCAUUAAAGGCACGGCCAAACGGCACCAAGCCCGAUGCUGUGAGCAAAGACAACUCUGACAUCACACCCAAAGCGUCGGCCAACCCCAUUAUCGUCCUUAAAGUCGACGAAAACACACCGACCACUGUCACCACUCCCAUGGCAGUAUCAUGA
Messenger RNA from Colletotrichum higginsianum IMI 349063, 1293 nucleotides. RefSeq lists its product as uncharacterized. The transcript has a single exon. Bases 1 to 1293 code for a protein of 430 amino acids. The record is from RefSeq and is a predicted model, not a curated record. Lineage: Eukaryota; Fungi; Ascomycota; Sordariomycetes; Glomerellales; Glomerellaceae.